Messenger RNA from Oncorhynchus kisutch (coho salmon), 2469 nucleotides. RefSeq names its product basic proline-rich protein-like. The record is from RefSeq and is a predicted model, not a curated record. Bases 1 to 1110 code for a protein of 369 amino acids. NCBI's taxonomy places the organism in Eukaryota, Metazoa, Chordata, Actinopteri, Salmoniformes, Salmonidae. The transcript is spliced from 3 exons.
AUGGGGCGGCAGGAGCCCUAUGGCAAUAGGGUGCCACCUGGGAGGAAUCCCAGGUUAGUAAGACCAGAGCCCUAUGGCAUUAGGGUGCCACCUGGGAGGAAUCCCAGGUUAGUAAGACCAGAGCCCUAUGGCAAUAGGGUGCCACCUGGGAGGAAUCCCAGGUUAGUAAGACCAGAGCCCUAUGGCAAUAGGGUGCCACCUGGGAGGAAUCCCAGGUUAGUAAGACCAGAGCCCUAUGGCAAUAGGGUGCCACCUGGGAGGAAUCCCAGGUUAGUAAGACCAGAGCCCUAUGGCAAUAGGGUGCCACCUGGGAGGAAUCCCAGGUUAGUAAGACCAGAGCCCUAUGGCAAUAGGGUGCCACCUGGGAGGAAUCCCAGGUUAGUAAGACCAGAGCCCUAUGGCAAUAGGGUGCCACCUGGGAGGAAUCCCAGGUUAGUAAGACCAGAGCCCUAUGGCAAUAGGGUGCCACCUGGGAGGAAUCCCAGGUUAGUAAGACCAGAGCCCUAUGGCAAUAGGGUGCCACCUGGGAGGAAUCCCAGGUUAGUAAGACCAGAGCCCUAUGGCAAUAGGGUGCCACCUGGGAGGAAUCCCAGGUUAGUAAGACCAGAGCCCUAUGGCAUUAGGGUGCCACCUGGGAGGAAUCCCAGGUUAGUAAGACCAGAGCCCUAUGGCAAUAGGGUGCCACCUGGGAGGAAUCCCAGGUUAGUAAGACCAGAGCCCUAUGGCAAUAGGGUGCCACCUGGGAGGAAUCCCAGGUUAGUAAGACCAGAGCCCUAUGGCAAUAGGGUGCCACCUGGGAGGAAUCCCAGGUUAGUAAGACCAGAGCCCUAUGGCAAUAGGGUGCCACCUGGGAGGAAUCCCAGGUUAGUAAGACCAGAGCCCUAUGGCAAUAGGGUGCCACCUGGGAGGAAUCCCAGGUUAGUAAGACCAGAGCCCUAUGGCAAUAGGGUGCCACCUGGGAGGAAUCCCAGGUUAGUAAGACCAGAGCCAUAUGGCAAUAGGGUGCCACCUGGGAGGAAUCCCAGGUUAGUAAGACCAGAGCCCUAUGGCAAUAGGGUGCCACCUGGGAGGAAUCCCAGGUUAGUAAGACCAGAGCCCUAUGGCAAUUAGGGUGCCACCUGGGAGGAAUCCCAGGUUAGUAAGACCAGAGCCCUAUGGCAAUAGGGUGCCACCUGGGAGGAAUCCCAGGUUAGUAAGACCAGAGCCCUAUGGCAAUAGGGUGCCACCUGGGAGGAAUCCCAGGUUAGUAAGAUGCAGAAGUGAAGAGCAUAAAAAAAACAGUGCUCCUCUGGUGCUGCUGAUAUUACAUUGAUAACCUAUAGGGUUGGUCUGGUGCUGCUGAUAUUACAUUGAUAACCUAUAGGGUUGGUCUGGUGCUGCUGAUAUUACAUUGAUAACCUAUAGGGUUGGCCUGGUGCUGCUGAUAUUACAUUGAUAACCUAUAGGGUUGGUCUGGUGCUGCUGAUAUUACAUUGAUAACCUAUAGGGUUGGUCUGGUGCUGCUGAUAUUACAUUGAUAACCUAUAGGGUUGGUCUGGUGCUGCUGAUAUUACAUUGAUAACCUAUAGGGUUGGUCUGGUGCUGCUGAUAUUACAUUGAUAACCUAUAGGGUUGGUCUGGUGCUGCUGAUAUUACAUUGAUAACCUAUAGGGCUGGUCUGGUGCUGCUGAUAUUACAUUGAUAACCUAUAGGGUUGGCCUGGUGCUGCUGAUAUUACAUUGAUAACCUAUAGGGUUGGUCUGGUGCUGCUGAUAUUACAUUGAUAACCUAUAGGGUUGGUCUGGUGCUGCUGAUAUUACAUUGAUAACCUAUAGGGUUGGUCUGGUGCUGCUGAUAUUACAUUGAUAACCUAUAGGGUUGGUCUGGUGCUGCUGAUAUUACAUUGAUAACCUAUAGGGUUGGCCUGGUGCUGCUGAUAUUACAUUGAUAACCUAUAGGGUUGGUCUGGUGCUGCUGAUAUUACAUUGAUAACCUAUAGUUGUAGAUGUCUAGAGGGCUGGUAAAAUGGCCCCUGGGUGAUGAUGGCACCGUCAUGUCUCUGAUGGGUUCAUAGAUCCCUCAUGUAUUGGGAAAAUCUCUCUUGGAACCCUACAAUGUAACCUUCUUAAAUGAAGAUUUGUUUUCUUCAUGGAAGGUUCCGGAACCCGGUCCCCCUCGGGUUCUCCCUCAUUCAUCCCUGCUUAUAUGAGACUAAUACUGAGGCCCUAUAUGUGGACAAAACAUUAGGAACAAUAGCUCUUUCCAUGACAGACUGAUCAAGUGAAUCCAGGUGAAAGCUAUGAUCCCUUAUUGAUGUCGCUGGUUAAAUCCACUUCAAUCAGUGUAGGUGAAGGGGAGGAGACGGGUUAAAGAAGAGUUUAUAAGCCCUGAGACAAUGGAGACAUGGAUUGUGUAUGUGUGCCAUUCAGAGGGUGAAUGGACAAGAUACAAUAUUUAAGUGUCUUUAAACGGGGUUGGUAGUAGGUACCA